Messenger RNA from Entrophospora sp. SA101, 462 nucleotides. NCBI's taxonomy places the organism in Eukaryota, Fungi, Glomeromycota, Glomeromycetes, Entrophosporales, Entrophosporaceae. The record is from the annotation of a GenBank genome assembly.
AUGCCCAAAAUUGUUAAAGAAAAAUCUAAAUCGCAUUCAUCACCUUAUCGCAGUGAUUCAAAGUCGUUAACAAUAGCAACAGCAUCUAUAGAUUUAGAAUCAACACCUAUAAAAGCAGAAGUCUUGAAAUCUUUUGAAUCACCUUUAAUAAAAGAAGAGGAAACAAACUUGGCAUUGAAUAAUAAGAUUGGAAUUGAAACUGAUGAUAAAUCUAAUAAUGCAUUUAAUGAUCUACCAGUUUCUAGUGAAAUAUCAUCUUACUAUUACAAACCAUUUAUGUGGCAAAUUGAUUAUUAUUUAUCCAUGUCACCGAAUAUCAAGUCAGAAAAUAUCACUCAAAGUAAAAACGAUAAAAAGAAUGUUAUUAAUGUUGGUGUUGAUAACAAUUUUAAUUUAAAAUCUGAAAUUUCAACAAAAUCUUCAAGAUUAAACUUCAACAUAAUUACUACAGAAACAAGGUAG